This is a messenger RNA of Alternaria rosae, 1875 nucleotides long. RefSeq lists its product as uncharacterized. Gene Ontology annotation, biological process: transcription initiation at RNA polymerase II promoter; RNA polymerase II preinitiation complex assembly. Bases 321 to 1748 code for a protein of 475 amino acids. Lineage: Eukaryota; Fungi; Ascomycota; Dothideomycetes; Pleosporales; Pleosporaceae. The transcript has a single exon. Gene Ontology annotation, cellular component: transcription factor TFIID complex; SAGA complex; SLIK (SAGA-like) complex. The record is from RefSeq and is a predicted model, not a curated record. Gene Ontology annotation, molecular function: protein heterodimerization activity; transcription coactivator activity; RNA polymerase II general transcription initiation factor activity.
CCAAUCCCCCUCAGUCUCGCACUCUCGCCAGUCGCCUACGUCAGCCGCUUCAAGACGCAUUCCAAAUUCAGAAGCGACCAUCUCGGUUACUCCACGGCGCUGUUCACUACCGUCGCAUGCGCGCGUCCGAAAUGUGCUUCACUGGGUCGUAGGGCUAGCAAUCACAUUGUCCGUCUCUGCGUCACCCGGCUGGUGAUACCCUCUCCGCCCGCCCAUCGGCUCUCUUCACCCAUUGCGCUUCAUUAGAUUAAGCCCGCCCGCACCCGACAGCCCCACCAGUUCCACCCCAUCCCUCACACAUCGCACUCAGCCCCGCCAACAUGUCUUCGGUCUGGAACCCCGACAAUGUACGAGACGUGGCCGAAUCGGUGGGCAUCGCCUCACUUGCCGAUAAUGUCGUCGAAGAGCUGGCACGCGAUGUCGACUUCCGCUUGGCACAAGUGCUAGAGGAGGCCCUCAAGUUCAUGCGACACGGGAAGCGGACCACACUGAGCACACAGGACAUAUCCAAUGCCCUGAAGGUGUUGAAUGUGGAGCCCCUCUACGGUUACGAAUCUACCCGACCGCUGCGCUUCGGCGAGGCUUCGCUGGGGCCCGGUCAGCCCUUGUACUAUGUCGAAGAUGAGGAGGUCGAUUUCGAGAAGCUCAUCAACGCCCCGCUGCCCAAGGUGCCACGGGAAAUCACCUUCACAGCGCACUGGCUCGCUGUCGAGGGAGUCCAGCCUUCGAUACCUCAGAACCCCAACACGAAUACCGGCGAUCUCUUGCCCAAGGGACCCAACGCGAAUCCUCACUUGGCCGCGGCUAAUGGCUUGGACAACGUGAACGUCAAGCCGCUCGUCAAACACGUGCUAUCCAAAGAAUCGCAAGAGCUUUUCAACAAGCUGUCGGGCGCCCUCAUCGACGAAACGAACAUCGAAUGGCAGAACGCGGCACUUGCUGCCAUCUCGACAGAGCCGGGCAUUCAUCAGCUGACGACCUACCUUCUCAGCUUCAUAGCUGAAAAGGUCACACACAACAUGAAGAACCUGUUCAUCUUGACACAGAUGAUGCGUGCCGCAGAGGCGUUGCUGAAGAAUCAGGCCAUCUACCUCGAUCCCUACGUGGCAUACAUGGUACCGCCCAUCCUUACGUGCUGCACAGGCGGCAAAGUAGGACCAGCAAACCCUGCGCCAUCUAACGCCUCUUCAGAAACGCUGAACGGAACCAUGCCCGACCACAACCGCGCUACCCAAGACGCAUUCUACCUGCGAACGCUUGCCGCCCAUCUCCUCAAAGAUAUUUGCCGGAAGCACGCGUCGUCGAAUCAAGGCCUCAAGGCACGGAUUGCACGCACUUGCUUGAAGCAGUUUAUGGAUCCCGACAAAUCAGUUGGAACACACUUUGGCGCUCUACAAGCUUUGCUCCUCGUCCUAGGCGCCGGUGACGCACUGAGAGGACUCAUCUUACCGAACAUUAAGAUGUACAACGAUGACUUCCUCUCUAAAAAGCUCGCCGACGAGAGCACGAGGCACGACACCGAGAUACUACUUGCAGUACUCGUAGGUUCCUUCCCAGCCCUGGUACCGAAAAGCAUGAGAGAGCGGAAACAGAGGGAGCAACAAGAGGGAACAUACACAGCACCAGACCUUGACGACGUCCGGGAACAGCUCGUCAACAAGGUCGGCAAUCUCGUAGCCGCGCACAUGAUUGAGAAGAAGAUGGAUUUGGAAAUUCAAGAGAUUCUCAGAAAGGACUUUGAUGUUUGAGCUAUUUAUGAGAGAGCAUACGAGGCAUUACUAUUGGCGUUUCAGGAUAAGGGCUUGCUUGGAUGAUACCAUUUGCUCCGAAGCACAGCGCUCGCACGGCUAUAAUUCAAAUCCGUCCUUUACAUGA